GGCGACCAAGUGAUGGUGGACUACGUCGGCACGCUCGCGGCCACGGGCGAGGAGUUCGAUCGCUCGGACGGACCGUUUCGGUUUAAUCUCGGGUACGGCGAGGUGAUCAAGGGAUGGGAAGAGGGAGUGAUCGGAAUGCGGUGCGACGAGACGAGACGGUUGACGAUUACGCCAAAGUUGGCGUACGGGAAACGAGGGAGUCCACCGGAAAUCCCGCCGGACGCGACGUUGGUGUUCGAGGUGACGAUGUUG
Molecule: messenger RNA, 252 nt
Organism: Ostreococcus lucimarinus CCE9901
Lineage: Eukaryota; Viridiplantae; Chlorophyta; Mamiellophyceae; Mamiellales; Bathycoccaceae
Exons: 1
Molecular function (GO): peptidyl-prolyl cis-trans isomerase activity
Source: RefSeq, a predicted model, not a curated record